CCCUUUCCUGCCCGCGUGUGGGCCUCUGGCAGGUGGACCCUAGGUGCGUGUGUCCUAUCUGCUGGCUUGUUCUUGCCAGGUCCCGGCGGGUGUGUGGUUCCCCUUGCGCCCCCGCUCUCUCGGCCAUGGGGGUCUCCAAGAGGAAGGCCCCGAGCGGCCAGGGCAACUCGGCUUCCCCCACGGGCGCAGCCAAACGGUCCCGCACUGAGGAGCUCACGGGCGUGCGGUUCAAGGCUCAGCUGAGGGACCCGCAGGGCUCGGGGCCAGCCUUGGAAGCAUUUGUCUCUGCUGCCAAGAAUCUACCAAGAGAAGAUGUGUAUGAUGUUGUGGAAGGGUAUAUAAAGAUUUCUGUUGAGUGUGCAGAAAUUUUCCAGCUCCUGAGUGGAGAGAAGCGGCCUGAAAGUGAAAUGCUAUUAAUAUUUCAAGUUUUCGAGGCCAUAUUGUUGAGGACAGCCGGUGAUCUUUCACAUUUCCAUGUUGUGGGAACCAACAUUGUGAAAAAGCUACUGAACAACCACAUGAAGCUCAUUUGUGAGUCCCUGUAUGCCUCGGGUUACAGGGUGGCUCGAGCCUGCCUGAACCUGAUGGCCGCCAUGGUUACCCAGGGUCCUGAAGCUGCCAGGGAUGUCUGCAGCCAUUUUGAUUUGAAUAAAAAGACCUUGUACACCCUGGUGACCAAAAGGGAUUCAAAGGGAGUGCAUGACGUUCGGCUGGCCUACAUUCAAUUUGUCCUUUCCUUUUUAAUUGCUGGCGAUGACAGCACUAUAGUGCAGGUGUUGGAGGUGAAAGAAUUUAUCCCUUGCAUCUUUAGCUCAGGCAUAAAGGAAGAUAGGAUUUCUACCAUCAAUAUUUUGUUAUCUACCUUGAAAACAAAGGUAGUUCACAAUAAAAAUAUCACAAAAACCCAGAAGGUGCGUUUCUUUACCGGGCAGUUAUUGAACCACAUAGCAUCUCUCUACAGCUGGAAUGGGAUUGCUGAUGUGAACCCGGAAAACCCAGGAAACGUCCAGAUCCCUGCUGAAGAAGCAGGGAAAGCCAUGGUGAGGGAGCUCGUUCAUAACUUCCUGAUGGAUCUUUGCUGUUCACUCAAGCAUGGGAUUAAUUUUUACGAUGCGUCUUUCGGCACCUUCGGCAGAGGAGGAAACCUGACGCUCCUGCAUUUCUUGCUGGGUUUGAAGACUGCAGUGGAUGAUGAGCUGGUGGCUGAGCUGGUGGUGAGCAUCUUGAAAGUGUGCCCAGACUUACUGAACAAGUAUUUCAAGGAAGUCACAUUUUCCUUUCUCCCAAGAGUGAAGUCCACUUGGUUAAACAAUAUCAAACUACUAAACAAGAUCUAUGAGGCCCAGCCAGAGAUUUCCCGGGCAUUUCAGACCAGAGAGUUUAUACCCUUGCCUCGGCUCCUGGCGAUGGUGAUGGUGACCACUGUGCCCGUGGUGUGCAAUAAGAUCAUGUUCACCCAAGCAUUGAAUUUGGACAGCAAAUCAGUGAAACACACAGCUUUAUCCCUUACUUCCGUCAUUUUGAAGAGAGCAUUAAAAACUAUUGACCACUGCCUGAAUAAAGAGAUGUGGCAAGAAUCAGGCGUGUACACGGCCGUGCUGAUGGAAGAAUUUGUGCAGCUCUUCAGAGAAGCCCUGAGCAAGAUUUUGCCAGACCUGAACACUAUUGUGUGGGUCUGGCAGUCACUUAAAAAGCAAGAGACAAAACAGGAUGGCGAGAAAGGGAAGAAAAGGGGUGACAGGACUCCAGCUGCCUGCAAGACUCACCAGUGCGAUGAUGCAGAAACCAUUCUUUUGAAAGCCGUUCUGCUCCAGGUCAUAUGCCUCUACCAGAAGGUGGUCCCCCACGUGGUCACACAGUACAACUUUGACUUCAGCAAGCUCCUAAAAGGUGUCAUCUCUGAGCAGGGCCUUCGAGAGGAGGUACCUCCCAUUCUGCAGCACCACAUGCUGAAGGUGGCCCUGGAACUGCCUGCCAACAAAUUUUUGUGGUUGAAGGCACAGGAAGGCCCAGAUGCACAAAUCAUUGGAGGUGAACGAUCAGUAUUUUACUUACUGAUGAAAAUGUUCGUGACCAGUAGCCAUUUACAACUCAGGUCAUCAACCAAACUUCUGAUCAUAAAGAUUCUACAGGACACGGGGGUGUUCGAGCACACCUGGAAGGAGCUCGAGCUCUGGCUGGAGCACUUACAUAACACCGCAGAGGAGAGCAGAGAAAUAGUGAUUCAGUUUCUAGAACGCGUUUUAUUGACAUUGGUGGCGAAUCCCUAUUCAUACACAGACAAAGCAUCUGACUUUGUCCAAGAAGCCAGCACACUGCAGGCCACUGUGAUGAAGCUAGACGCUGAUGAUGUCAGCAUCCCCGUCUCCCACAUCGACGAUGUCCUCGACAUGGUGGAUGUCCUGGUAGAGGACAGCAAAGGCUUGGAUGAGGAAAUUGGGUUCUUGUUAAAUGAGGACAUGAUCCUGCUCACAUUCCCCUUCAGUGCUGUGGUCCCUGCAGCCCUGGAAGCCAGGAAUAAGUUGCUCCUUGGGACAGAAAAUGAAGCAGUGGAAAGCAUUGUGGCUUAUCUGACAGCGGUGCUGACUGACCUCCUCCACACUCAGAGGGACCCCCUGGCUCUGUGUCUUCUGCUCCAGGCUUAUGACAAGUUUGAGUCUCCAAGCCCACCUUGUUGCCAUCAGCUCUCCCAGUUUAACAGAUACUACAGCCUCUGGAUCCCGGAGCAAGCCCGAGAGGCCUGGCCAUUGCAGGUGUCCGACAGCCCAGAGCCCCCCACACCUCCCUCGGCCUCCUGCUUCAUGGCCCUGCUACAGAUGGCCUACGAGCGCCAGAAGCUGUGGGACCAGCAUGUCCAGGUGCAGCUGCGGGCCGCCCUCCUGCAGCUCCCCAUGCACCAGGCCCCACGCGCGGUCAAGCAGGUGCUGCUCUACCUGAAGAGCGCCGUGGAGAGCUUUGACCAGCUGGGCAAAAGUGCAGGCCCCCCGCUUCUACAGCUCUACCUGGAUCUCCUCAAGCGCCUGGUCGUCCACUGUGAACAACUGGAUGCCCAGAACCAGCAGCGCUGUGAGGCUGCUAGGACAGAGUCUGACCUCUUCCUGGACAUGGAGGCUGUGGCCUCACUGCAACUGGCUAAUGACCAGACGCUGGAGGAGGUGCUUGUGACCACCCUCAGACAUCCCACGCUGGAGGGCUGGUUCCUGGCCCUGGAGCAGCAGGCUCUCCCCCCGCACACCCUCAGCCCCAUCCUUGUGAAACUCCUGGCAGCCCACUUUAGUGCAGGGGUCCUUCAGCUGCUAGCAGUGAGUGCCCCAAUCCUCCGGAACAUUGGUCAGCUGGGUCUCCUAGCUAGGUACUUAGAAGCCAUCACCCAAAGUGUGUUGAAAGAGCUGCGGACGAGGAGGGCGGGCCCGGCCACACUGCCACCCAAGAUUCUGCCACAGCUGGAGGCCCUGCAGGAGCUGCAUGCAUACAUGGAGAGUGUCCAGCUCCGCGAGAUCACGCUGGCACUGCUGAGCCUGCCUGAGGCUCACCUGGUGACCCAGCGACCCACAAAGCCCCCCGGGAAAGAGAGACGCCUAAACAUUCUUGGGAAGACCCUGGUGCAGCUGUUGACCAGCAGCCCCCAGGAUCAGCUGCAGAGUGGCGAGCUGCUCUGGUCCUCCGAGUAUGUGAGAGGCCUGGGGGCUUUGCUCCCCAUGCUGGCUGUGGACGAGCUGGACACCGUGUUCCUCCACACACUGCAGAGACACCCUGUGCUGGCUCCUGUGGUCGGGGUCAGCCUGCUCGAGUACUGCCUGGCCCGGCGGACACAGGCGGCUCUCGGCAUUGCUGGCCUGCUCAUCCAGCAGAGCUGUCCCCACCUGUUGUGGUUUGAGUGCUGGUGCCAGCAGGCGGGCACGGGGCCUGGCCUGCGCGAGGACCUGGACAGCUUCCUCCCCCUCGUCCACGUGUACCUUCAGUGCAGGACUCAGGGCCAGUUCACCCGCCCAAUAGCAGUGUCCUCUGCUGUCAUUCCUGUCUUGAGGAAGUCCCUGUGGAGACAGCUACAGGGCAGGCUUUUCAGUGCUGAUGACCCUCCAGAGUCUGGACUGUAUCAGGAGAUCCUGGCCCAGCUGGUCCCAUUUGCGAGAGCCAAGGACCUCAGUGUCUUCAUGGACCGUCUGCCCAGCUUGCUUCAGGCUCCAAGUAAUCACAAGAGUUGGAUCAUGGCAGACUCUGUCUCUGUAGCCCUGGCAGGGUCUGCAGAAAAGCUGUGUGCCUGGAGAAGGACCCUUCUGCAGUCCUGUAUCAAGUGGCUGAUCAUGUCUUUCAGUGGUAGCCAGCCAGAUGAUGACAGUACUCGGGAUCAAGAGAAGCGAAUGCUGCUCAGAUUAGAUGAGCUAUUGCAUGCACUUAAUGAAGUUGAUCCUGGUGAUUGGCAGAAAUUUGUGAAGGCGGGACUCAAAUUUCGGUAUCAGGUCCACACAUUUUUAAAGACCCUCCAUGCUGCCAUACAGCUGCUGUAUCGCCCAGAAAGCUCUGUGCACACGAAGCUCAUGCAGCUCCCUGUGAUCCACAUGAUGCUCACCCAGCACUCUCUGUUUCUGCCAAGUCUCCUGAAGUCCGAAGAGGAGGAAGAGAACCUGGAUGGUCAAGUCAAAGAAGUGCUGGUGGACCUGAUGUCAACAGUGGUGAGGAUGUGCCCCUCUGUCUGUGAGAGCAGCCACUUUGCAGUGCUUCUUGGGGCCUAUGGUGCCACUCUCAGCAUCCUGGACCAGAAGAUUUUACUUCUCCUCCAGGCCUAUGAACAGAACAAGCUCAGCCUCAUCAACUUCCAGGUGCUGCUGUGGGGCCCAGCAGCCGUGGAGCAUCACAAGACGUGCCGGAGCCUGGGCAAGUCACUGUGGCAGCAGCCGAGCGUCGGGGAUGUCCUCCGCCUGCUGGAUCGAGACCAAAUGAUGCAGACCAUCCUGCACUUCCCCCAGAACCGGAGGCUGCUGCCCCUUGAGGAUGCACAGGAGCUGAUAUUUAAAGAUAAGAGUUCAAGGGUGGAUCUCAAGGGCCUGUACGAUCCCUGCUUUCUCCUUCAUCUCUUCAGUGAACUGACCAGGCCAGAAUUUGUGGUGGAUUGUCGAAAAUUUUUGGAUUCAAAUGCUCUAGGCCUAACUGUCGUGGCCCUCAGCAGCUAUGACCCCCAGAUGCGAGCCGCAGCUUACUACAUCCUGGCGGCCUACUACUCGCACCUGGAGGGAGCACGGUUCCGAGAGCAGUCCCAGCUACUUUACCUGUUGGAUGUAGUCCGGAAUGGGAUUCAAACUCAGAACAUGAGACUCACUUUUACCUUGGCUCUCUUCAUUGCCAAAGCAGCCCAGCAAAUUUUGAAACCAGAGGAGCACAUGUACUUGAAGAUCAACAAGUUCCUGCUGUCACACGAGUACUUGAAUAUGGACAAGGUGCCAGGCUUCUACCAGUUCUUCUAUAGCUCCGACUUUGAGCAAAAAACUGAACAGGAAUGGGUGUUUGGAAUCCUGCGACAGGGGAUUCGUGACAAGCACUGCUACGAGCUGCUUGCCAGGCGAAGGGUCUUCCACAUCAUCCUGUCCUUCUUCAACAGCCCGCUGUGUGACGAAGUGGUGCAGAAUUGGAUUCUGGAGAUUCUACAGAAUGUUGCCCAGGUUGCCAAAUCUGCCUAUGAAAUCAUACGGGACUAUAGCCUUUUAACCUGGAUUUUACACAUCCUUGAGAGCAAGUUUCUGGAGACUCAGCUGCUCUCUAACGUGAUUUCCUUGCUGCACACGCUGUGGGUGACCAACCUGGGAGACAAGGGGGUGGAGAGGGAGAGCCGGCCUCGUCACCAGCCCUGCCCUCGGGAGCCUCCCAAACUGCUGGCCCUGCACCUGGUCAACGAGUUCCUUUAUGUUCUCGUGGAGCUCCCGAAGCACCUGAGGCCCACCUUGGCCUCCGCCCAGCUAACCAACUUCUUCUGGACACUUGACUCUGUGCUGAAGUACCGGACCACCGUCAUUCAGGCCUUCAAGGACAUGAACCGAUUCACCGUGAACGAGACAGUGCUUUCCACCAAGGAUGUCCUUGUCCUCUUGCACAAGUGGAGCCUCAUCGAAAGGGACAUCAGGCUCCAAGAAGACCUGAGAGCAGCCGUUGAGAAGUGCCAAGUCAGGGAGCUGAUGAAAAUGCUCAAGGACAAGAAUAAGCCUGUCAUGCCAGCCCGAGCCAAGGGCCCCCGGGGCCGAAAGAGGCGGCCUGGAGAGGCAGAGGAGACAGCCGACCCUGAGCUGAAGGCGUCCAGCCUGGAGACGUGCAAGGGCCUCCUAAGUUCCAUAUUCACCCACUGGGGGCCAGAGAUCCCUGGCUCUGAACCUGCUCAGGACCCUGUGGAUGGGGCCAAUCUGGAGAGUGGGGCACCCAGCCCCAUGUCCGCCACCACCUCUCUGGUGGUCAGCUGGGUGCUGCGGUCAGUGGCCGAGCAACCUCUCGGCAGGGUAGAGGCUGCAGGGCUCCUUGGCUGGCUUAAGAGCCACAUUUUGCCACACUCGGUGGUUGUGGCUGACCUUCUUAGGGACAGUGCCGUGAGAAGUGCCAUAUUCAAGUUGUACAGCUGGUUCUGUGAUGCCGAGAGGCUAGCAGGGCCUGCACAAGAUGUGGCCUGCCUGUUUAACACAGUCAUGCUACAGCUGAUGGUGGCCCAGGGCAUAGAAAGGAGCCCCUUGCACCUGGCUGUAGAGGCCCUCUGCCGCUCCUCCCUGGAAGAGAAGGAUGGAGCUGCGCAAGCAUCUGCAGCAUUCCUGGUGUCUCUGUACAUUAAGGACAUCUGGCUGGGGGCCCAGCGGCCAGACACCCUUCUAACCCACGUCCAAAUGAUCUGUGAUGCCGCGGAGGAUGCGCCAUGUGGUGAAGAAGAGGCCAUUGUUGUGCUCUGCAAGGAUGUCGCCACCUCAGCCUCAGGUGCCUAAUGCCCUGCCAGCUGGUGCCUUGAGCACCAGGUUCUAGAGGUUUGGUCGAGUCAAAGAUGUCCAGACAUGCGCAAUGACAUGUUCUGUACAUUGACUCAGUUCCCCAAUAAGAAAAGUUGUAAGGACUUUAUUUAACUGACCAGUAAAUAAUAAAUGCAAGAGACUCCAUGUACCAAGCCAUCAGUGCUGCAGGGAGCAUGGGGUGUGUCUGGGUCAUGAGGCCCAUCAGGUAGGUGUUCAGGUAGGCAAGACCCCUCUUCUCAGGGGUUCCAUCACUCUUCAAAGGAAAUACCUCAAGUUGAGGUGACACUUCUGAGUGCGUAAGGGAUUCAUGGAUAUUGAAGCUAAAAUGUCGGGCCAACCCCAUGGUGCACUCGGGAGAGUGCGGCGCUGGGAGCGCAGCAACGCUCCCGCCGUGGGUUCGGAUCCUAUAUAGGACUGGCCGGUGCGCUUGCUAGCUGAGCGUGGUGCGGGCGACACCAAGCCAAGGGUUGCGAUCCCCUUACCGGUCACGAAAAAGACAAAAAAAUAAAUAAAUAAAAUAAAAUGUCAAAAAAUAUUCCAGAUAUUUUUUGAUAAUCACAAAGAUAUUUAACAUUUUCUUUCUGUAAGAAGUCAUAACAGUUUUGCAUGACUUUUUGAAUAAAUU
Messenger RNA from Cynocephalus volans (Philippine flying lemur), 7602 nucleotides. It is a transcript of the gene URB1, whose product is annotated as URB1 ribosome biogenesis homolog. Gene Ontology annotation, cellular component: nucleolus. The coding region runs from base 126 to 6953 and encodes 2275 amino acids. The record is from RefSeq and is a predicted model, not a curated record. The transcript is spliced from 39 exons. NCBI's taxonomy places the organism in Eukaryota, Metazoa, Chordata, Mammalia, Dermoptera, Cynocephalidae. Gene Ontology annotation, biological process: maturation of LSU-rRNA from tricistronic rRNA transcript (SSU-rRNA, 5.8S rRNA, LSU-rRNA); maturation of 5.8S rRNA from tricistronic rRNA transcript (SSU-rRNA, 5.8S rRNA, LSU-rRNA).